Molecule: messenger RNA, 467 nt
Organism: Clarias gariepinus (North African catfish)
Lineage: Eukaryota; Metazoa; Chordata; Actinopteri; Siluriformes; Clariidae
Product: small integral membrane protein 4
Exons: 2
Coding region: 174-419 (81 amino acids)
Source: RefSeq, a predicted model, not a curated record
UCAUGUCAGCCCUCAGUGACACGCAUGAUUAUAAAGAGCAGCGGGAAGGACGAGAAAAUGUCACGUCGUAACUGAAUAACAUGCGUACGUUUUGAUGCGUACGAGUUGUCAGUUGGUCUUCGUUAAUGCUAACAGUAAACGUUUAAGUUCAAACACUUUGCGAAGGAGGCGACAUGUUUACAAAAAACAAAAAGAUUAACUAUAUCCUGAGUCUUGUACCAGGGAAACGGCGUUUCGGGAUUUACCGAUUUUUGCCCAUCUUCUUCUGCAUCGGCGGUGUCAUGGAGUGGGUCAUGAUUAACGUGCGAAUAGGACAAGAGACCUUUUAUGAUGUCUACAGAAGAAAACAAUCUGAGAGGGAAUACCAACAGAAAAUUGAAGAUGGGAUAAAUGUACUUCCAGAAUCAGAACUAAAAUAAACAUUUGUCAUUUAUAAUAAACAAAAACAUAUUUAUUGAAAUCUAAAA